Messenger RNA from Cylas formicarius (sweet potato weevil), 1450 nucleotides. RefSeq lists its product as uncharacterized. Lineage: Eukaryota; Metazoa; Arthropoda; Insecta; Coleoptera; Brentidae. Bases 217 to 948 code for a protein of 243 amino acids. The record is from RefSeq and is a predicted model, not a curated record. The transcript is spliced from 5 exons. Gene Ontology annotation, molecular function: N-acetyltransferase activity.
UUUUAAAAUUACAAACUCAACGACCUUGGUAAAAUGCAAAUUGAUUUACUAAGUAGGACAAAAGGCCAAGUGAAGGAAAAGAAGAAGCCGACACACCACGGGCGCAUUCUGUCGUUUCGCAAACUAACUAGUUCACAACCAAAACAACUAUAAGAGCGGGUAAUAAACGGAAUUUAUAACCUAAUUAAGUACGUGUAAAACCAAGCAGAUGUAAACAUGUAUUACAUCGUGAUCCGUGAGCAGAAAGACACGGACACCCCAGCGGUAUCGGAAACUUUAAGAAAUGCUUACGUCUCCAAUGUUUCCAACACUUUCUUUAACGCUCUCGUUAACGAAGCUACCUUUCAAAUAAUUGUGAUAGUGUCGGCGCUCUUGUUUAUAUUUUUUCAAAUAAGACUCCUCUACUGUUUAAUGACGGUACCCGUCAUUCUCCUGCUGAUGUAUGUAGUAAUUUACGGCGCGUGGACGAUGAAAUCCGCACAAAUUAUGUACGAAAAGAGGCCGCUGUGCGCUUGGGUCGCGGAGGCCUACGAGCCAUAUUUUACCGACAAGAGUCCCGUGUCAUGCUCAUUCAAGAUUGUCACCGAAAGAGACUUCAAGGAGGAUGACAUUCGAUUCGAAGGCAGACGAAAGAUUAUCGGAACCGUGGCUGUGAUGAAACAUUUUCAUGAUGCGGAACGGGCCUGGCUCUAUCGGCUGGCGGUGGACGCGAGGUAUAGGAGGAAGGGAGUCGCGCUCCGGCUAGUACAAACCGUCCGGAAUUGGUGCAAAACCAACCGGUUUAACAACAUAGAACUGGCGAUGUCGGAGUGUCAGGAAGGGGCCCGUGAACUGUUCGCGGCCGCCGGCUUCGAAACGAAACAGCUCUAUCACAAAAAGCUAUUAACCAGCUUCUAUAUGAUACAGAUGUUCCAUCUGGUGUGCGAAGUUAGACCUACCUUCAGCUGACUGCAGUAUUAGCUUGUGAUAUUUAAAAUAUAGGACCACAUUUUUUAUUAUUUAUUUUGAGCCUCCUCCCAAUCGAUUCAGUGGACUAAAUAAAAACUACACAAGAUAUCUACAAAAAUAUGCGACUAUACAAUAAUUUAUUGUCGAAAAAGAUUUUCUUUGACUGUAAUAAUAGUUUUGCGAGAAAUCGAAACAAAAUUUCUUCAUUGGGAUUUCGAAUAUGCAAGAUACAUAAUAUUUCGUAAAAAGAAAAUGAAAUUAUCUUUGUUACUUGCCCAUGUCAAAAAUCCAGGCAAUGUUUCGUUUUACAUGAAUCAUAAACUUUAAUGAAGAAUGUCUCGUUAAACGUCUUAAAAGUGUAAUUUUGAGCUUACUACUUCUUCCAAAAUAACAGCAUCAAAAAGCUGACUGGAUCUCGUCCAAAGAAAGGUAACUACCGCUUAAUAACGGCGGACAUUAAACCAUUAAUUAUGUAGGCGCGGUGGAACCGAUCUUAAUCCUA